AUGGGGCCGCGCUUGCUACCGCCGCGGCUCCUGCUGCUGUCGGCGCUCUUGCUGCCGCCACUGCUGUGCGGAGCCGAGGACACGCCCCCGUCACCACAGGCCACGUUGCCGCCGCCGCCCGUCGUGACGAACGGGAGCCAGCCGGCUGCAUCGUACAACAGUACACAUCCGCGGCCGCCAGGCUCGCCAGGCUCGCCACUGCUGCGCUCUCUCUACGUGGUCACGGGCUUCAUCGUUCUGGCCGCGCUCUACUUCCUCAUCCGGGCAUUCAGAUUGAAAAAGCCACAGAGGAGGCGAUACGGGCUCCUGGCCAACACCGAGGACCCCACCGAGAUGACCUCGAUGGACAGUUAUGAGGAGACAGUCUUUGAGACGAGGAACCUGAGAUGGUAG
Messenger RNA from Rangifer tarandus platyrhynchus (Svalbard reindeer), 393 nucleotides. NCBI's taxonomy places the organism in Eukaryota, Metazoa, Chordata, Mammalia, Artiodactyla, Cervidae. The record is from the annotation of a GenBank genome assembly.